ACAGCAGUCGGCGUAUCCACCUCAACAACGCAGAGAGAUCUCUUCUAGCAAACCCUUUAGCUCCAAUGAUCAACUUUCAAAAUAGGUAUUUGAACUUAGAACCAAUCACAUCCUAACACUUCUCUAUAUAACCAUAGUCCAAUAGCUACAAGUUUCUCAAAAACACAAAAAAGAAGCCCAAUAGCUAGAUUGACCACACCUAUUCAAAAACAUAAAAUUUAUCUGAAAAGAAAACAUUAUAGUGAAAACAUGAAUCCCAUUUCAAGCCUCGUCUUUGUGCUUCUUUUGACUGUCUUUCCAACCCAAAUUCUUUGCCAAACCCCCUUGAUUGAACAAGCUUGUGGUUAUACCAUUUACAAGGUUCUGUGCCUAGAAACUCUUGUACCGGACUCUGAUGCCCAUUCAGCUACAGAUCUCAAGACUUUAGCCAAAGUUGCAUUAAAACAUACAGAGAAUCAAGCUACCGAUAUAGAUAACAAAAUCAUCCAACUGAUAAAUUCAGCAACGGGGGACGUGAAGCCAGUCCUAAGCAAUUGCUCUGAUAAAUAUUUAACUGUAGUUGAGAAAAUACAGGCCGCGGAAAGUUACUUCGCAUAUGGCGACGUUGAUGGUGCUAAAACCUGGCUGAAAGAGGCCACGGUCAAUAGAGACAAGUGUGACGAAGGUUUCAAGGGUAAACCCUUCAAGUCUCCAAUAUCUGACUUGACUAACAAACUUGGCAUGAUGCAAAACAAUGCGGAAUCCAUUAUCGCUCACAUCUAAGCCUUGAUUCCACGUUGACAUGAAUAAAAUUUCCAACAAUCAAGUUGGUGCUCAUCUA
This is a messenger RNA of Quercus lobata, 820 nucleotides long. RefSeq lists its product as uncharacterized. The record is from RefSeq and is a predicted model, not a curated record. The transcript is spliced from 2 exons. Gene Ontology annotation, molecular function: enzyme inhibitor activity. Bases 250 to 762 code for a protein of 170 amino acids. Lineage: Eukaryota; Viridiplantae; Streptophyta; Magnoliopsida; Fagales; Fagaceae.